CAUGCGCGUAGGACCUACUUUCGCUGUAUUAUGACCCUUCUAACAUUAGAUUGGAGAGGCUUGGGAAUUCCCCAGGACAACUCCUUUAGCGAGACGCAUUGACCUGUAAACAACGUUGCACGAGGAGUCUGUAAAAAGAGCAUAGCUAGCUAGCUAGCAACAGCUUUCGUAAUGGCUGGUAUUCAGCCCAGGUGCGAUUCUGCAAAGCAGCUUGCACCACAUAAACUUGGCUUCGGGAUCGACAAACACGAAACUCUGGGCACUUCUUCACCGGACGAUUGGUGUGACAGUGGGUUAGAGUGUCUGAGUGGACCAGCGCUGAGCCUGGAUGACCACUUCAACAAUGAAACAUCCCAAACCUGGAUGCCCAGGUCCCCUACUCACACGGCCUCUUACCCCUCAACGGAUGACACUGACAAGCACCCUAUGGACUGCAGUUCAGUAGGGUGUGGUGAGAGGUUGGACUCAGCUAUAGGGGACUCAAUUACAGAUGAAACAAUGGGGAGUAUAUCACAAGGCCUUGGGACAAUGCACUUGAAUGAACCGGUUAUCACUGACCUGGUGGAUGGCAGUGGGUGGCAGGCAGCACUGAGCCCAGAGGAGGAGAGACGGAGGAGAGAGGAGACGUUUAACACACUGAACUUUGUGUCUGAAGAUGGUGACACGGCUCUUCACUUGGCUCUUAUCCACGAGCACUUGGCCUUUGUACAGUACUUACUCGGGGUGAUCGCACUCGACCCAAGCUGGGUGCCAUACCUGGACAUCCAGAACCACUUAGGACAGACUGCCCUCCACUUGGCUGUGAUAGUGGACCAGCCCCAGUGUGUUCGAGGGCUGCUGUGGGGUGGUGCUGGUGCGGAGAUCCAGGAGAGGGGAGGCAACACCCCACUGCACCUGGCUGUCCGAGAGCUGCGGAGGGACUGUGUACGAGAGAUCACCUCCAACUGCCAGAGCACAGACUACCUCCACAUCUCCAACUACUCAGGGGUGAGUGCGCUGCAUUUGGCAGUACAGAGGGGCAAGGAGGACAUAAUCAGUAUGCUGAUUGAAGCAGGAGCCGAUGUCAAUCAGAGAGACCUGGGCUCCGGCCGCUCUCCUCUACACUGGGCCGUGGAGUCCCAGAGCCCCACGGUGGUGCAGCUACUGCUGCAGGGGGGAGCUAAUGUAGAGCAGCCCUCCUACGCCGGCCACACAGCCCUCUACUGUGCCCUGCACCGGCCCAACAAGGAGGUACAGGCCCUGCUCAAAGCCGGAGGGGCCUCUGAUGUACAGGCCCUGGAUGAUGAUGAAGACGAGGAGGAAGAGAGGGAGAGUGAAGAGGAAGAGUUUGACGACGUUGUUAUCAAUGGACAACGAGUGACCUAACUGUGACCAUGGUCACUGGGCCACGUGGGGUCCUGGCGCUGCUGUUGGGCUAAGAGAUAGAUGUGCUUUUGUGUUGGUGUGUUUUGGUUCCCGUAUGUACAGUGUGUGUGGUUCUUGUAUGUAUGCACAGUAUGUGUAUGGUUCCUGUAUGUACAGGUAAGCCCAAAAGUAUUCAUACCCAUGCCAAAUUUUGAGCUAUAGUGAAUUUUUAUUUGACUAAUAGGUUUCUUCUGGCUGGAAAUGACAUAAACAAGUGAUAAAACACGGUAAGACAUUGUGCUGGAGAUAGUAAUAGUUACGUUACUCAUUUGUAUCUGUUUUUUUGCAGAUCUUUAUGAAAAAUGCUAUUUCCAACAUUAUUCAUACCCCUUGAAAUUGUUGUAAAUUUGAGAAAAUGCACGUUUCUAUACCAUUUACAAUGGUCUUGUAAUUUCCACCACGAGAGAGCAUUCUAAUCACCUAUAAAUUGAGAACAGCGGAACAGCAGUAGUUCUCUAGUC
Molecule: messenger RNA, 1865 nt
Organism: Esox lucius (northern pike)
Lineage: Eukaryota; Metazoa; Chordata; Actinopteri; Esociformes; Esocidae
Gene: nfkbib
Product: nuclear factor of kappa light polypeptide gene enhancer in B-cells inhibitor, beta
Exons: 7
Coding region: 172-1365 (397 amino acids)
Biological process (GO): signal transduction; cellular response to lipopolysaccharide
Cellular component (GO): cytosol
Molecular function (GO): protein binding
Source: RefSeq, a predicted model, not a curated record